AUGACUUCUGUGUUUCGAAGUGAGGAGAUGUGCUUGUCACAGCUCUUUCUCCAGGUGGAGGCUGCCUACUGCUGUGUGGCUGAGCUGGGAGAACUUGGACUAGUUCAGUUCAAAGAUUUAAAUGCGAACGUGAACAGCUUCCAAAGGAAAUUUGUGAAUGAAGUGAGAAGAUGUGAGUCCCUGGAGCGGAUUCUCCGUUUUCUUGAAAAUGAGAUGGAAGAUGAGAUUGCGAUCCAACCAUCAGAGAAGGUCCCUCCAACCCCUCUACCUCGAGAAAUGAUUGCCUUGGAGACUGUUCUAGAAAAACUGGAAGGAGAGUUGCAGGAAGCCAGCCAGAACCAACAGGCCUUGAAGAAAAGUUUCUUAGAAUUAACUGAGCUCAAAUAUCUCCUAAAGAAGACCCAAGACUUCUUUGAGACAGAGGCCAACUUAGCAGAUGACUUCUUUAUUGAAGACACUUCCGGUCUCCUGGAGUUAAGAACAAUGCCUGCAUAUAUGACUGGAAAGCUGGGGUUCACGGCUGGUGUGAUCAACAGGGAGAGGAUGGCCUCCUUCGAGAGGCUUCUCUGGCGAGUGUGCCGAGGAAAUGUGUACCUGAAGUUCAGUGAGAUGAAUGUGGUGCUGGAAGACCCUGUGACGAAAGAAGAACUCAAGAAGAAUAUCUUCAUCAUAUUUUAUCAAGGAGAGCAACUCAGGAAGAAAAUCAAGAAGAUUUGUGAUGGGUUUCGCGCCACCAUCUAUCCCUGCCCUGAGCCAGCAGCGGAGCGCAGAGACAUCCUGGCUGGAGUCACAGUGCGGCUGGAAGAUCUAAUCACGGUCAUUACGCAAACAGAGUCACACCGACAGCGCCUCCUGCAGGAAGCGGCCGCCAACUGGCAUUCCUGGGCCAUCAAAGUGCAGAAGAUGAAGGCCAUCUACCACGUCCUCAACAUGUGCAACAUAGAUGUCACCCAGCAGUGCAUCAUCGCUGAGAUCUGGUUCCCGGUGGUGGACACAGCACGCAUCAAGAAGGCCUUAGAGCAAGGCAUGGAAAUGAGCGGCUCCUCCAUGGCCCCCAUCCUGACUGCAGUACAGACGAAAGCAGAUCCUCCUACCUUUAACCGGACCAAUAAAUUCACUGCAGGCUUCCAGAAUAUCGUCGAUGCAUAUGGCGUGGGCAGUUACCGGGAGAUAAACCCAGCUCCCUACACCAUCAUCACCUUCCCCUUCCUGUUUGCCGUGAUGUUUGGAGACUGUGGGCAUGGAACUGUGAUGCUCCUGGCUGCACUGUGGAUGGUGCUGAAUGAGAGGCAGCUACUAGCCCAGAAAUCCAACAACGAGAUCUGGAACACCUUCUUCCACGGACGCUAUCUGAUCCUGCUCAUGGGGAUCUUCUCCAUCUACACGGGCCUCAUUUACAACGACUGCUUCUCCAAGUCUCUCAACAUCUUCGGCUCUUCCUGGAGUGUCCGGCCCAUGUUCCGAAAUGGCUCCUGGAACAUGCAUGACUUGGAAUCCAACCAGUAUUUGCAGCUGAAUCCAGCUGUGCCUGGGGUGUACUCCGGAAAUCCAUACCCUUUUGGGAUUGAUCCGAUUUGGAACUUGGCAACAAACAAGCUCACCUUUUGGAACUCUUAUAAGAUGGAAGAUGUCUGUUGUCCUGGAAUUGUUCACAUGGUUUUUGGAGUUAUUUCUCGAGCCUUUUCAAUCAUAUUAUAUUUCAGGAGAUUUAUAUCAAGCAUCAUCCUGCAAUUCAUCCCUGAGAAUUUUAUUUUGUGCCUGUUCGGAUACCUGGUCUUCAUGAUCCUUUUUCAAAUGGGUGGUCACUAUGAUGUUUAUAUGUCCCAACAUGCCCCCAGCAUCUCAUCCACUUUAUCAACAUGUUUUCUAUUUAACUAUAACGACCCUUCCAAUGGACCCCUCUACUCACAUCAGCAAGAAGUCCAAAGUUUCUUAGUUGUUAUGGCUUUGAUUUCGGUGCCCUGGAUGCUUUUGAUCAAGCCUUUUAUUCUUAGAGCCAAUCAUCGGAAAUCCCAGCUACAAGCAUCUGUGAUGGAGGAGGAUACCACGGAGGGCAGGGAGAGCGACCAUUCCAGCCCCAUGAACUCAGCUCAGAAAACCUCAGCAGAUGCCCACAGGGACCAGGACAACGAGCACGAAGGAGAGUUCAACCUUUGGAGACGUCUUGUGCAUCAAGCUAUCCACACAGUUGAGUACAGUCUGGGCUGUAUUUCACACACAGCUUCUUACCUGCGGCUUUGGGGCCCUCAGCCUGGCCCCAUGCACGGAGUGAAGCUGCCCCUGGGGGGUCCAAAACUGUCUGAAGUGCUCUGGACCGUGGUGAUGAACAUUGGCCUCAGCCAGCGGGGUUGGGGGAGGACUCGUUGGGUCUUCAUUAUUUUUGCCAUCUUUGCUGUGUUAACAGUGGCCAUCCUUCUUGUCAUGGAGGGUCUCUCUGCAUUCCUGCAUGCUCUGCGGUUGCACUGGGUAGAGUUCCAGAACAAGUUCUAUGCUGGAGCUGGCUACAAGUUUUCUCCCUUCUCCUUCAAACUCAUCCUGGAUAAGACUGAGGAGGAGGAAUAGCUGCACGGAGAGGAGUGGUCAGUCUUGCCUUUUAUGCCUGCUCAUCAAUGAAUGAUUGUUCUCCGUGGACUGGAGGCAGGAAGUCACGUCUUACUAGAAUAAGCCGGAGGAUUUGAUAGGA
Suncus etruscus (white-toothed pygmy shrew) is the source of this 2683-nucleotide messenger RNA. It is a transcript of the gene ATP6V0A4, whose product is annotated as ATPase H+ transporting V0 subunit a4. Gene Ontology annotation, cellular component: vacuolar proton-transporting V-type ATPase, V0 domain; vacuolar proton-transporting V-type ATPase complex; plasma membrane. The record is from RefSeq and is a predicted model, not a curated record. Lineage: Eukaryota; Metazoa; Chordata; Mammalia; Eulipotyphla; Soricidae. Gene Ontology annotation, molecular function: ATPase binding; proton-transporting ATPase activity, rotational mechanism. Gene Ontology annotation, biological process: vacuolar acidification; proton transmembrane transport.